Chinchilla lanigera (long-tailed chinchilla) is the source of this 2518-nucleotide messenger RNA. It is a transcript of the gene Nags, whose product is annotated as N-acetylglutamate synthase. The record is from RefSeq and is a predicted model, not a curated record. The coding region runs from base 119 to 1225 and encodes 368 amino acids. Gene Ontology annotation, molecular function: acetylglutamate kinase activity; L-glutamate N-acetyltransferase activity, acting on acetyl-CoA as donor; arginine binding. Gene Ontology annotation, biological process: glutamate metabolic process; L-arginine biosynthetic process. The transcript is spliced from 6 exons. Lineage: Eukaryota; Metazoa; Chordata; Mammalia; Rodentia; Chinchillidae. Gene Ontology annotation, cellular component: cytoplasm; mitochondrial matrix.
UGGCGGUGGGGCCCGGGCGAGGCCCUGACCGCGCGCCCUGGCACAGGUGGACGGCACGGUGCUCAGCUGCGCGCGCGCCGUGUCCAGCGUAGCCUUCGCGCUGGCCUUCCUGCAGCGCAUGGACAUGCGGCCGCUCGUGGUGCUGGGUCUGCCGGCGCCCACCGCGCCCUCGGGCUGCCUGUCCUUCUGGGACGCCAAGGCGCAGCUGGCGCGCAGCUGCAAGGCGCUGGUGGACGCGCUGCGGGACAACGCGGCGGCCGCGGUGCCCUUCUUCGGAGGGGGCUCGGUGCUAAGCGCGGCCGAGCCCGCCCCGCACGCCAGCUACGGCGGCAUCGUGGCCGUGGAGACCGACCUGCUGCGCUGGUGCCUGGAGGCGGGCAGCAUCCCGAUCCUGUGCCCCGUGGGCGAGACGGCCGCGCGCCGCGCCGUGCUGCUUGACUCGCUGGAGGUGGCAGCCGCGCUGGCCAAGGCGCUGCAGCCCACGAAGACCAUCUUCCUCAACGCACAGGGCGGGCUGCGCGACGCGCGACAGCAGGUGCUGAGCAACGUGAACCUGCCGGCCGACCUGGACCUGGUGAGCAGCGCCGAGUGGGCCAGCCCGCGUGAGCGGCGCCAGGUGCGGCUCAUCGUGGACGUGCUGAGCCGCCUGCCGCACCACUGCUCGGCCGUGGUCACUGCCCCCAGCGCGCUGCUCACCGAGCUCUUCAGCAACAAGGGCUCCGGGACCCUGUUCCAGAACGCCGAGCGCAUGCUGCGCGUGCGCAGCCUGGACAGCCUGGACCAGGCCCGGCUGGUGACCCUGGUCAACGCCAGCUUCGGCAAGAGGCUCCGUGACGACUACUUGGCGUCGCUGCGACCGCGGCUGCACUCGGUCUACGUCUCGGAGGGGUACAACGCGGCCGCCAUCCUGACGGUGGAGCCGGUGCUGGGCGGCACCGCCUACCUGGAUAAGUUCGUGGUGAGCGCCAGCCGCCAGGGCCAGGGCUCCGGCGAGAUGCUGUGGGAGUGCCUGCGGCGGGACCUGCAGACGCUGUUCUGGCGCUCGCGGGUCACCAACCCCAUCAACCCCUGGUACUUCAAGCACAGCGAUGGCAGCUUCUCCAACAAGCAGUGGAUCUUCUUCUGGUUUGGCCUGGCCGACAUACGGGACUCCUAUGAGCUGGUGAACCAUGCCAAGGGGCUGCCGGACUCCUUCUGCAAGCCAGCCUCAGACCCAGGCAGCUGACCCUCACCAAGCCCCCACUGGCCUUGGGACCAACACCAGGGCGGACCAGAAACCAUGCGUGCCCUGGGGGGCUUGCUGGCCAAGCCCCACGAGGACGUGGCCUGGCUCUGCCCCGAGGGUGGAAGUGGGACCAGCAGGGAGGGCCCCACCGAGACCGAAGACCAAAGUCAGGACCUCGCCUGGGCCAGCGUCAGUGGCCACGUGUCUGGUGUGGCAGCUCUGCCCGGAGCACCUCCCGCCUGCCUCCUGCCGCUGCUGCCACUUGCUCUAUUGUGCCUGGGGUCCUGCAAAGCACAGGACAGUUUGAUUAAAGCACCGUCCCUGUCUGAGUCAGCACAGCAUGGAGGCCCGGCCCCAGUGGCCACCUCCUCCCUGGUGUCCUGCUUUGCACAGCUUUGCCCUUCACUUCCAGGCAGGCUCAGAGCCAGGCCCAGACACCACAGGCUCCUCUUUUACCUGCAAGAGCCCAAAGAAGCCACGACAGGUGGUUUUGGCUUAAAACCCACUCGAACGUUUUCCCCAGCCCAGUUGCAGGCUGUAUCUUCCCAGUAACACCAGCUCGGUGGGGAGGAGGCCAGAGGCUCCAGUCAACUUUCUGGGGGACCUGGUACUGGGAACUGAACCCAGGGAACCCCAAGCUACACCCCAGCCUUUUUAUUUUGAGACAAGGUCUCAUUAAAUUGCUCUGGUUGGUCUUGCAUUUGCCAUCCUCCUGCCUCAGUCUCCCAAGUAGCUGGAGGUGUAGGAGUGCACCACCUCGCCUGACUCAUUCCAUGUUUGGGGUCACCAUGAUGGGCCAGGUGCUGUGCCGUCUACCAGGACAAGCAGGGACACGGGCAGUGAAGGGGCCGUCGUGGGAGAGCAGGGCUGAGGGAGAGACCAAACGCACAAACUAGGAAUCCUGAGGGUUGGGGGCUGGUUUUGUGGGGCUGGGAUGGGACCCACAGCCUCUGGGAUCCUGGGGAAAGGCGGCCACGGAGUGACACCCCAGCCCAGAGUUGGAGAUUUUUUAAAAGAGCCAGGGGUCUGUGGGGACUCUGGGAGUGGACGACAAUCACGGCAGCCCACGGCGAGGCCUGCCCAGACAUGGGCUUCCGAGAAACCCAACAUGGAGCUGCUCACGAUGGCCCACACUUGUAAUCCCAGCACCUGGAGGCUGAGGCAGAAGAAUCACUGAGAAUUGAGGUCAGCCUGGAAUACACUGUGAGACCCUGUCUCAGAAAAACCGAAACCAAGAAAACCCAGCAUCAACCACAAUAAACGGCACAGUACCCGUGGGGAAAACAGACGCCA